AUGACUGUAGAGCAAUACUCCGCCAGAUUCAUGGAGCUAGCUCGGUUUGCAGCCAAUCUUAUCCCUGACGAAGAAAGGAAAGCAAAACGAUUCGAGAAUGGCCUCAACCCUCGCAUCAGAGAAAGGGUGAUUUGUCUGGAAAUAAAGGAAUACGCCAGAUUGGUAGAAGUGGCGUCCCUAGCUGAAAGAGGAAUACGAGAAUCAGCAGCUGCGUAUGAAUUGAAGAAAUGUUCGAAACAACCGAUGACGCGCCCCAUCAAGAGGCAGGCUGUUGGAAGUGGCUCCAAGCCUACCCUGGGAAAGAAUUUUUCGAAUCGGAAGGCCGUCUGCAGCAAAUGCGCAAGGAUGCACAUAGGGGAUUGUAAGCAAGGAGCAUCCACAUGUUUUAGAUGUGGUAAGCCUGGGCAUUUUCUGAAGGACUGUCCUAUGAAUACUGCGGGAGGAGCGAAACUUCAAGGAAGCGGAACUCAAGCGCGGGUGUAUUCUCUUAUGCCCGGAGGAGAAGAAGGAGUCGAAGGUGACGAAGAGGUGCGGAUGUGCAUGACUCCUCGACCCUUGAACCAAAACAUAACUGUAUCCACACCUACUGGGAAUAUAGUUACUUGUAUGAAAUCCAUUGAGAACUGCCCUAUCGUCAUAAGAGAUAGAGUUCUACCGGCAAACCUAGCUGUAUUUCAAAUGUUAGGUUUUGAUGUAAUUCUAGGAAUGGACUGGUUGUCAAAGCACUAUGCCAAUAUCGACUGUAGAAAGAAAGAAGUUGUCUUUCGCUCUCCAAGCGAAGAGGAAUUCAAAUUUUGUGGAUCUCGAGUAUGA
Molecule: messenger RNA, 813 nt
Organism: Alnus glutinosa
Lineage: Eukaryota; Viridiplantae; Streptophyta; Magnoliopsida; Fagales; Betulaceae
Exons: 2
Coding region: 1-813 (270 amino acids)
Molecular function (GO): nucleic acid binding; zinc ion binding
Source: RefSeq, a predicted model, not a curated record